CACGCCCCCGCGUUUUCCCUGUCUUCUUCCUUAAGCCUCUUCCCUCCCACUCUUCCUUUCUGUCUUUCCACUCCUGCACAGUCUCCCUCUCUCGCGCUCUUUCUCUCUGCCUCCUCUGCCUUUCCCUUCUGGCAUAUAGCUGCUGCUGUUGCUGGAGCGGCGUGGCGCGGUGUCGGCGGCAGCUGUGCAUGUGUUGGGGUUUUCUCUGAGCUUUAAGGGAGAGCUGGGUAAGCCAGUCCAGAGAGCACAUAGAAGUAGAGGGGAGGGGGGAGGGCUUCCUCCAUCCCCGGCGAGACUCGGAGCCAGCAGGAUUUUUAUCUCCCUGUCUCCAGGAUGAGGCUGUGCGUGAGCAGAAGGAUCAAGACAGGUAUAACAAACAGUAAUUCUGCUGGCCACACUUAGCUGAGAUCUCUUGGAUAACUCACAUGCAUGCCAACUUCCUGUGGCCAGGCCCUAUAAACACAUGAGAGGGAAGGAACAGAGACAAACCAUGAAAAAGAUAUACAUUGGCAAAACAGCCUUAAAAGUCCCCCGAAAUGGUGGCAAACACCCAAAAAAGAGCUCUUUGCUGGAGCAGAAGGAGGACUUGCGGAAGAGACUUUCCUACACAACACACAAACUGGAGCUGCUGCAGAGCGAGUUCGACUCCACCAGGCAGUACCUGGAGACGGAGCUGCGCCGAGCACAGGAGGAGCUGGACAAGUUCACAGACAAGCUUCGCAGAAUACAAAGCAGCUACUCGGCACUGCAGAGGAUCAACCAAGAUCUGGAGGAAAAGAUCCACAGAGAUUCGCAGCACCACGAAGAUGAGAAACGAGCUCUGAGCAGAGAAAUCAUCGUCCUUAACAACCACCUGAUGGAGGCCAAGCUCACCAUUGAGAAGCUGCAAGAGGACAAUGAGCUGUACAGAAAAGACUGUAACUUGGCUGUUCAGCUGCUGCAGUGCAACAAGUCUCUGUACAGAGCCCAGCUCUCCGAGCUUCCUGCUGACUGUCAGGAGCGCCUGACCAUGCAUCUGGAAGAAUCUCCUCUCUGCCACGACUACCCUGACUCUACUUCCCUCAUUGCCAACGUGCUUGAAAAGCCAGAUGAGGCCUGCAGCAGCCAGGCGUCCCGCUCGCCCAGCCCCCAAACCCAGAACCAUACGUUCAUUCUCGAAAGACUCGGGCCAGGAGAGCGCCUGGGGCUCAGAGCGGCCUACAAAUCCGACCUGUACAGCAGUGACACGGCUCUGUACUGCCCCGAAGACCGUCACCGCGAGAGGAGGCCCAGCAUGGACGUACACGGCCACAGGACGUUCCUGUAUGGACCACAGAACUCCACCGACAGCACACCGGAGGAGGGUUCUGUGGGACUGCAAGCCGGGUUCUCCCAGGAGCAUUUUCCCAAGUUCCCUGCAGCGCUGGCUGGAGGCUCCAGCUCUUACUCCAGCUUCAGUGGAGGUGGCUCGGAGGAUAAAGGCAAUGACCCACCCAGUAGUGCAGCUUCCUCACCACGUCAUCAAUCCCUCUACAUGGAAUGGAGAGAUGCAGGGGACUAUGAGAGAAAGAGUGACUCAUCCUGGGAGAGGGACAGUCCAAGGAGCUUUGGGAACGCUCAUCCUUUCCAACAGACUGAGCUGAGCCACCAUCAGAACGGCAGCUCGCCGGUCUACAGCCGCACCAUGUCCUCGUGUUUCAGUGAGCCGUACGAGCCUCUGCCUCCAUCUUCCUCCCCAAGUGUCGCUUACGGAGACAGUCGCCGAGGCAGCACUUUAGCCCCCGAGGAGGAAGAACUGAUUGGUAGAUGGAGACAGCUUAGUGUUGAAGACUUAAGCGCCCACUCAUACCGCAGUCCAGGAAGAGCCUCGCCUUACAGCUUCUCAGAGCAGCACUUUUCCGUCCGCCCCGCCAAAAUCCGCCUUGGUCCACUCUACAGCAGCUUCCAGGAGGGCGCUGACUACUACCAUCAUGGUGCAGAUGCCAUGGAUCCGGUGUGGGUCGCAGCCAGCCCCGAAUGCAGCCCCGGACUGCGGCAAGCACACAGCCAAGCCCAUCUGUACCGAAGUGAGGACAGCCAGGGGUCAGAGCACAGCCUCUACCAGUCAGGGAGCUCCAAAGACAGGGAGGGCAACGUUGCAGCUGGAGGCCAGAGCACAGAGUACGUUGACCCCAGUCCCAAUAGCUCCACCGAGUCCCUCAACCAGAGGUCCCUGGAAAUGGCCGCAGAGCUGCAGCACUAUCAGGUUGAGAUGCACAGCAUGCCCGCGCAGGCAAGCCAGCAGCCGCCACCAACUCCACCGCCUCCUCCUCCUUAUAACCAAAAAUUUGGCUCUUUGGGGCUUUCAAGGAAGGACAGUCUUACAAAGGCCCAGCUUUACGGAACCCUUCUGAACUGAAGGACUUUCAAAUGAGGUUGAAACCUUUGAUUCGACUAAACACACAAGGCCUUGGUGCACUCGAGUUAUGUUGCUGCUACCAUUUAGCUGAAAAUGGUUCAAAAAGCAGCCAGGUACCAAAUGGUUCACGCAGAUGAAACUAGUGGAGAUUAUUUAGGAGAGAUGAUUACGCGAUAGAGGAUUGCAAAUAUUUUUGGGGAAGUUAGCCACAACUAAGGUGGAAACAGGCAGAGAGGAGUUCAUGACAUUUUAAAAUGUAUAUGAAUGUGUAUGUAUUUACGUUUCAAAUGUCUAAAAAAGCAUAAUAACUAAGAAUUGAGUGAUAUAUUUUAUAAGUAGUUGUUAGCAACAAAUUUAUUUGAAAAGUGCAGUUCUUAUUUAUAAUCCUGCAAGUUGUAAAUAAAUUUAAAAACUGCUAGUGCCAUGUCUGAAAGCUCAGAUUUGAAUCGGAAUAAGCUGCGCACAGACUCGUUUCAGUCGUUAUUUUAAAUCAGCUGAAAGAAUCUCGGCCUUUUGAGGAUUUAAUGAAGAAAUCGAUUACGAAUUAAUUCCUUAAAUGACAAACGAACAUUUCUCUUACUUUAAUUGAUUUUUAGCAGUAUUGAUGGGUGUGAUUUCUUGUUAUUGAUGGAACGUUUUGAGAUGUAAACAUCUGUCUUAGCGGUCAGUAUUUAUUUAUUAGAUUUUUUUGCACUUUUGUUGUCUCUUUGAGAGGUUCUCCUGCCCCAGUUCUACCUCAGAUUUGAAUGCCCACACCCACCUAAGCCUCUGUAAGUUUGUUUUUUAGACAAUGAUGCAUGGUCAUAUACUUUGUUGUUUUGUUCUCUUAAUAAAGCACAAAUUAUAACUUCAA
Xiphophorus maculatus (southern platyfish) is the source of this 3230-nucleotide messenger RNA. RefSeq names its product brain-enriched guanylate kinase-associated protein-like. The transcript has 7 exons. The record is from RefSeq and is a predicted model, not a curated record. Bases 464 to 2377 code for a protein of 637 amino acids. Gene Ontology annotation, cellular component: synapse. Lineage: Eukaryota; Metazoa; Chordata; Actinopteri; Cyprinodontiformes; Poeciliidae.